Zalophus californianus (California sea lion) is the source of this 820-nucleotide messenger RNA. Its product is annotated as translation initiation factor IF-2-like. NCBI's taxonomy places the organism in Eukaryota, Metazoa, Chordata, Mammalia, Carnivora, Otariidae. The transcript is spliced from 2 exons. The record is from RefSeq and is a predicted model, not a curated record. Bases 146 to 598 code for a protein of 150 amino acids.
GAAAAACCGUGAGAACGGCGGGCACAGCCCCCCCCACCCCCCCAUCCUUCUGGGGUGAAGCAGCGUAGACACCGACAUCCACAGCCCGCAGCUCCAAAGCAGGGGAUUCGCUGGGCCCCUGCUUCUGUCAAAACAGAAGACGCCCAUGGCAACCGGCAAGUGUUGCCUGAAACUGCAGAGUGUGUGUUUACCCAAACAGGGGUGGCUCACUGACAGCGUCGCCCAGCGAGACUCUGGCCAGGCGCCCGCGAGGCGGCGGGUGGUCGCGGGGGGCGGGGACGCCGUCCCUGCGGGGAGAGGCCGGCGCCCGGCCGCGCGGAGAGCCGCAGCCGCCGCCACUCGGGGCCGGGCGGGACCCGCGGGCCAUCGACCUCCGCCUGCCGACCCGGAGGUGCGACCGCCGCCGGUCAGCCGCGUGGCCCGCGCUCGGCGGACGCCGGCCGGGUUCUGUCCGCAGCCGCCUGCGGCUACGGCUCCGCGGCGGCGCGGGGUUUUCGGGAGCCGUCAAAACGGCCCUCUCCCCGCCCGGAAGGUUCGCGCGCGAACUGCUUCUGUGCUGUUUCCCCUUCCCCUGUCUCUCUCAGGAUUAGUAUGGUAAAGGGGGGGCGGGGGCGGUGGUGGUGCAGUUUUUUAUUUUGAAAAUGACUUUCAGGCCAGUGUCGUGCCAAGUGUGCAGUCCAAUAGCCCCAUUUUAUGGAUGAGGACACUGAGGUCCAGUGAGAUCGGAUCUGAAGUCACGCUGCUGGUGAGCGGCCAAGCCAGAGAGAGACACAGCGAGAGAAGGAACACAAGCAGGGGGAGUGGGAGAGGGAGAAGCAGG